UCUUAACUCUCGCUGCCUGGAGACUUGCCUUUCAUAUCACAUUCCACUCCCCAGGCACGAGUUUCCUGUCUUUACCUCUGCUAGGAGAGUGAUCGCCGGCACCAUCUGUUGAGUUCAACAUCACACUUGGCAUCGAGCUCAACACUUGUAUCCGAUUCUAACCCGUGUUUUCCUGCUACCUCGAGAUGGGAUUAGGAGAAGGACAGUCAAUGAGAAUAGAUAAGGGUUUUUUGAUUCCAAAGGGGAUUUUGAAAUUACUUCAAGUGAUAUGUGGCGCCACCUGUCUCGGCUUGGUUAUUGUCGGUGGUGGAUUCAACAAGAAAUACCACCAGGAUUUUAAAACCGAUGAAUACCGACAAGCACACACCUAUGCGCUAGCGACCCCUAUCAUCUGGUUUGUGACGUCACUGGUGCUCUUUGUUUUGUUUCUGCUCAGCUGCGGCGACAGAUGUGGCGGGAAAUCAUGUUGGAUUCUUAUAGAUCUUGUGUGUGACGCCGUGGCUGCGCUGAUGUAUUUUGCCGCCUUUCUCAUACUCGCCAUAUAUUGCGGUUGGCCGAAACUUGACCACAACCCAAAUUUUACACAGGAAGAACUUGCCGCAGCUUCUGCCGUUGCACUCGCAGCCUGUAUACUCUAUUUGGUAGAAUUGGUCAUCAACAUCCGCGCAAGAAAAUAGUGCAAGAGCCGAGGAGUAGAACCGGAACCAAGUGUUUGCACUGCGCGAGAUCGGAAAUGAAAGACUUGUUUUUUACGAAAUCAUCAUCAUAUUGGUCAGUAAAAUAACUUGAAACGCAAAUCAGUAAAGGCCAGUUGAUAAUUAGGGUUUUUCGCAAAGUCCCCGAAAUGUCCACGUGGACGCCUAUUCCAUUGUUCGCCUUCGUUAUCGGAGGUCAAACAAUGGGAUAGGCGUUCACGUUGGCGUUUCCGGGGAUUUGCGAAAACUUCCUAAUGGAGGAGUCCAAGUAUGGGAACGUUAUUAGAAUAAUCACUUUGUAGUUUCAUACUUAUGUAUCUAAGAUCUAUUCUAAUGUAUUUGCAAAGUAUUUGGCGAUACUACGCAUGGGCGUGGGAUUUUCCUAGCCAGGAGGAUAAUAUCCGCGCUUGACACCAUGCGCCGCCACUGGUAGUACCAAACUGAUAUGCUGACCCCUGAUAACGAUUUUCGCCAGUGUUGCGAGGCAGUUAUCAGGUAGAACUCCCCUCAGCGGACACUAAUUUUGGUCCCAAGUUGGUUAUUUCUAGUAAAUUUGUCCUCUCUAUUAAUCAGGACAUAUCUCUAUUAUUAAGGACACCACCUGCCGGUCUCAAUAGUGUCCUUAAUCGAGAGAUUCUACUGUAUAUCUUAAUAAAAUGUCAACAGAAGUUUUCUAAGAAGUAUUUUUAGUUCA
This is a messenger RNA of Lineus longissimus, 1389 nucleotides long. RefSeq lists its product as uncharacterized. Gene Ontology annotation, cellular component: membrane. The record is from RefSeq and is a predicted model, not a curated record. The coding region runs from base 186 to 677 and encodes 163 amino acids. NCBI's taxonomy places the organism in Eukaryota, Metazoa, Nemertea, Pilidiophora, Heteronemertea, Lineidae. The transcript has 4 exons.